CGAAUUAAGUCAACACAACUAUUCACGAUAUAGCAAAAGAAUGUGGUGGUGUUUGUGUGAAUGUAAAGGUGCAUUUAUCGUUAUAAACGUUUAAAGUUCUGUUUCGUUUGUUUUGUUGUGUGAAGUUGUUGUUGUGAAUAUCAAUGCGAGAGAGAGUCAUGAGAAGUGGCACACUUUGUGAUUUGUGUUUAGAUGAGAGAGAAAAAAAUGUAUAAUGUUGGGAAAUAACGAUGAAAGAAAAAGUGUGUGGAGAAAAAAAAGAUGAAGCAAAAACAUGGUACACGGUACAUCCAAUUCUGUGUUUGUGCUCGGUUAAUUUCGAUUGCACAAUAUCUUGAUUGAAAAAGUGAAACUGUGUGCUACGCAGCACACAUACUACAUACGUUUAGAGAGGAAUAGUUUUACAAACGCGAUUACGAUGGAUAAACAACAAUUAUGAAUAUUCAUAUUUUAAUUUUACAAACAUGCAACAUAAGCCUUAGUGCAGUGUUAUCGGCCAAUGAAAACAAAGAAAGUGUGUAAUAGAAACGCAUUCCACAAGCCACAUUAUGGUCAAGUAGUGAUAAGUGUAUGAAUUGAACCCAGUUAAUUAAAAACCCAGCCAUUAAAACAGUUAAAUAGAUUUAACUCCUAACAAAAUGCCAUUGACUAUGAAUCAUGCUAAGAGGGCGAUAAAUCACCAGCGAAAACAAAUUUUCAAGUGCAAAAGUGUUUUGAAAAAGAGGAAAUUCAAUGAAACCAGACACUUGAGCUGGCACAAUUGGAUGCUUUGUGUCGUAUUUUUAGUUUUGCCAUAUUUAUGUGAGUGUCAGCUGUAUUCAACGCGCGAUCCGAGAUGGUACAGUCGUGAAGGAGACUAUAAUUAUCAAUGGCCAAAUCCAGGCGAUCCAGAAUAUCGGACAUAUACAUAUAACGAUCGCAGAUAUGGACAUUAUCAGCCAAAUGGUUACGGUUACCAAUAUCCUGGACAAAAACUUCCGUCUCAAUACCCACAGGGUGUUCCUCUUGGUGAAGAUAAAUUCAAAUAUGAUCCGAAUAAUCCACAAAACGUUCAAACUCCAUUCCCUGGAAUAUUGGGUGGAUGGAGAGAGGAUUUACAAGGUGCGCAAAGACGUGAUUCGUUGCUAUUGGACCGAGAUGUUUUUGUGACAACAAACUAUGGUCAAGUGCAAGGAUUUAAGGUUCGAUUGUAUGACGAUCCCGAUCCGAAAAGUUUUUACCGUCCUUGGCACAGUCAAGUUGAUCGCAUAACAGGUGAAUGCUCAGUAUUUUUGGGUAUUCCAUAUGCUCUGCCACCCACAAUGGAGGGACGAUUUAAGCCACCUCGACCACAUCGUGGUUGGCAAUUAAUGCAGGCCGUAGAUUUUGGUCCAGCAUGCCCACAACCAGUAAGAUAUACAGGUGCCACAAAAGGUAUCCGCGACAUGGACGAAGACUGUUUGUACCUCAAUGUGUUUUCACCCAGUGUAAAGGCUGGAAUCGCUCAAAAAUAUCCAGUCAUGGUUUAUAUUCAUGGUGGUGAUUUUUCACAUGGCGCCUCAAAUACAUUUCCCGCCCAUGUAAUGGUGACAUUUUACAAGGUGGUUGUGGUAACCAUAAACUAUCGAUUGGGUGCACUCGGCUUUUUAUCGACUGGAGAUGAAAAUUCACCCGGGAAUUAUGGUAUAUUGGAUCAAUCGAUGGCAUUAAAAUGGGUGUAUGAUAACAUUGAAUUUUUCAACGGAGAUCGUCAGUCGAUAACUUUGUUUGGUCCAGGCGCUGGAGCAGCAUCGGCGGGCUUAUUAAUGGUGGCCCCUCAAACUCGCGACAUUGUAACUAAAGUAAUAGCCACAAGUGGAUCUGCGCUAGCCGAUUGGGCUUUAAUUCAAGAUAAAUAUCGAGCUCAAAAUACAACACGUGUGUAUGCACAGCUAUUGGGCUGUUCAAUUGAAUCGUCAUGGAAAAUUGUCAACUGUUUGACACGAGGUAGAAGUUUUUAUGAACUUGGCAACGCUGAAUUUAAUCCACAAGUUGGAAAUAUUCCAUGGGGCCCUGUCCUUGAAAAUAAUUUCACAUUUCCAGGAGAUAACUGGUAUGAAGGAUGGCGAGAAGCAGAUUGGCACUUUUUGAGUAAAACGCCAGAAGAACUCAUUAGAAAACGUCAAUUUAAUCCAAAAUUACAUUAUAUGACAGGUGUUACAAUGCAAGAAGCUGCCUAUAUUAUUUCACAAAAUGAAACACUGUCCCCAUACUACGAAGUGACCGAAAAGUUUUUCGAUCAAAAAGUUAAAGAGCUGGUUUUACGAUAUAACUAUACAUUGAAUCCAAUUGGAGUAUACGAAGCGGUAAAAUAUAUGUAUACAUAUUGGCCUAAUCCGAAAAAUACAACAUUUAUUCGUGAACAAUAUAUUCAUCUAUUGUCUGACUUUUGGUACCGAGCACCGGUCGACAAAAUGGUGAAAUUGCUUGUUCAGCAAAAAGUGCCAGUUUAUUGGUAUGUAAUGAAUACAACGGUUGAAGCAUUUAAGCUGCCAGAAUGGCGAAAAGUGUCACACGAUGCAGAGCAUUUCUUCUUGACUGGCGCACCAUUUAUGGAUACCGAAUUUUUCCCAAAGAAAUUGCGUUUGGAGCGAAAUAUGUGGACCGACAAUGAUCGAAAUAUGAGUCAUUUCUUUAUGAAAACAUACACUGAUUUUGCUCGCUACGGAAACCCGACACCACAACAAGUGCUUGGCAUUCAUUUCGAUAUGGCAAAAGAUGGCGAAUUAAAAUAUUUAAAUUUAAAUACGACAUACAAUUCAUCGAUAUUACUGAACUUUCGACAAACCGAAUCUGCUUUUUGGUCUCAGUACUUGCCAACUGUGAUUGGGGUGCUUGUACCGACAUAUCCACCUUCAACGGAAUGGUGGUGGGAGCCAAGGGAACCUUUGCAAAUAGCAUUUUGGAGUAUGACGGGAGCAUGCAUGUUCCUAAUGGUUAUUGUUGUCAUGUGUUGCAUACUAUGGAGGAACGCUAAAAGACAAGCCGACCGAUUUUAUGACGGUGAUAUAUUUAUUGAUGCCGGUGAAUCGGAUGCUGUGCUUGGCAUCGAAAAUAAAGGAGCACAAACCAAUCCGUUACGAACGCCGGAUAACAUCUACGAAUUCAAGGAUACAAAGCCACCGAAAUCAAUUCAGGAUACAACAUCACUUCGUUCACCCAGUUCGUUGGGAAUUACUCAAACUACGAAAACAAACAGCCAAACGUCAUUGCAUAGCGGUGCAAUUUCGCUGAAAGAAUCACCUGUUACUCCAACACCGCGUGAUACAAUCGACAAAAAGUUUAAUGACCGUAGUAUAUCGACAAAUCCACGCGGAAGAUAUGAAGAUGGUCGUAAUCUAUUAAGUAAUUAUGAAAAAUCACGCGAAACUAUUUCAACUGACGAAAGUCCAACUGAGUACAAAUUGUCAACGACGCCAAUUCCAACGACCCGUAAAAGUAUUAAAUCGAGUAAAACUCACCUCAUUGAAGGUAUCCCACAAACAGAAGUUUAAUUCAAAACAGCAAACAUUUAAUAGGCUGAUUUUUUUUAAGGAUUUUAAAUGUGUAAGAAAAAAGUUCUUUUCAUCAGUUACAUCAUUUUUCACGAAUUUAUUGAAAUAAUAUCUCUUCUGAUAACAUUUGUCACUAACUAUUAUUACUUCUUUACUUCAGUGUAGUGCCACCAAUAAUAUAUUUUGUAAAAAAAAAACACAAAAUCAAUAAACGCGAAACCGAUGAGCUUAGAACAAAAAAGAUAAUCAAAAUCAACAAUUAAUCAUCCAUUUAUCAUUUAGUCACAUGAAUAAUAAAAUAAAAGAAUGAAAAAAGUACAUUCAUUUCUUCUUAAAUUGUAUGUUCAUCAACUGGACAUUUUGGGUGUAUAAUAAAUAGGCUCAGUUUGUAAUAAACUAUGUAUCCAUUUCGGUUUUAGUAAUCUAUAAUUAAAAUUAUGUUAACCAUGUUAUUUCUUUCAUUCGUACACGGGAUAGUGCUUCUUCUAUAUGUUCGGCGAUUUCAUGUUGGAAAAUAAUAUCUUUAUUUUAAAAAAAAUAAUUUUAUCCACAUUGAAAUACCUACUGAGAAUUUCAUUUAAAGACUAUUGCUUCUUCUGUUUUGUAACGAUUUUUCUUAAAUUUGUUUUGAGAGAAUUUUUGCUUUCGUCUUAAUUUUAAAUUCGAUUUUUUUUUUCGGUGAUAGGUGUAAUUUGUCAUAGUUGACAAUUGGAAUAGUGUUUUGUUUUUGUUUCAUUUAAACACAAUGAGUAUGUGCACCGUUUUGAUCACAUUGAAAAACCGAAUUAAAAACAUAUAGAACGUAGAUCUCAUCGAUACAUUUGCUCGAUAUAAAAUAAAUGCAAAGAAAAUAGUUGAAUGGUUAAAUGUAAUUGAAUUGAAGCAAUAAUACUGUGAAAUAAAAUGUGCUCUUUAAAAGUGCCUUAACCAAAUCAAAAGGUAUAUAGUAUGUUUCGGACAGCUAAAUUUCUAUGCAAAGAAUAUUGGCCGAAUGCACGAAACCAAUUGUUGUUAACCAGAUUCUUUAUUUGUAUUUAUAUUAACUACAUUGACUAUGCGUCUCUCUUUAGAACGAUAUUAGAUUUUCGCAUAAUUCGUAUUGAUUUUUUUUUUCAUUUAGUAUGGUCUAUAUAAAUGUAAUUUGUGUACUUCAUCUAUAAGUUCAUUUUUUCCUAAGUUUAUAUUUUAGUUUUAUGUAUUGUGUUAAGUAUGUCCACGUACUGUUUUGUAUUUGUGUAUCGUCGACCUUAUCCGUCCGUCCAAUCGUGCAUAGUUUUAGUAUAGUAGGUUUGUAAUUUGAAUCGUUUUGUGCUCGUAACGCGUUUUAACGACAGUGCAAAUCAAUUUUAAUUUUUUGAAUAAUAGUUUCGUUAGUUUGUAAUUUCAUUUUUUGAUUAUUAAAACGUAGUAGAUGUUUAAGAUUCAUUUAAGCUAUUAUUUCCAUAUAGACACAACAGAUAUAGGGCGUAAAAUUUUAAAAGAUGUAAAUAAACUCGAGAUAUAUAUGUUCGGCUUAAAAUAUACAAAUAUCGCGAUAUAGUAUUUAAAGGAAUUUUUCCAUGAAAAUAAAACGCAUAAAUCGUAUCCAUAACAUCGAUUUAAUCAUAAAAAUCAAACUAAAACAACUUAAACAAACAUGAUGUAGAGUAGUUAUACAAAGAAAACAGAUUUUGAUAAAUGUAUUUUCUUAAAAUAUAUAACAUUGAUGCAAAACUAUGAAUAAAGUGGAAUAAUA
Molecule: messenger RNA, 5247 nt
Organism: Contarinia nasturtii (swede midge)
Lineage: Eukaryota; Metazoa; Arthropoda; Insecta; Diptera; Cecidomyiidae
Gene: Gli
Product: neuroligin-4, X-linked
Exons: 10
Coding region: 639-3512 (957 amino acids)
Cellular component (GO): septate junction; tricellular tight junction; cell surface
Source: RefSeq, a predicted model, not a curated record